This is a messenger RNA of Aureobasidium namibiae CBS 147.97, 186 nucleotides long. RefSeq lists its product as uncharacterized. The transcript has a single exon. The record is from RefSeq and is a predicted model, not a curated record. NCBI's taxonomy places the organism in Eukaryota, Fungi, Ascomycota, Dothideomycetes, Dothideales, Saccotheciaceae. The annotation marks the transcript as partial.
ACGUCAAAACCUGCCAGCCAGAUAGAAGCCAUGCCUCCAAACAUGUCUUCUGGUCAAUCUCAACCACCCUCAUACAAUCCUGCCACUUGCCAUCCAGUUUUCUUUUCAGCUUCCUUCCACAAACCACCUUUCUCUAUCCCGCUUGUGCCGUCCUCUGGUUUUCACCCUUCAGCCACUGGUUAUGUU